AGUCGCGGCUCAAAAUUCGAACGUCAACUCGCUGAGAGAGUCAGAUAAGAUGCGAUAAAAUGGAUUAUUUUGUUGCCUAAUUUAAGUAAUGGUCGAGUAAUUGUUGAAGCAAUAAUUAACAUAACAACUAUCUUGGCAAUAUACACACACUGAUCCUGAGCCAUGGUGAAAGAACGAGCCCAGAAGAAGUCCUUCCAGCAGAGUCUGGAGGACAUUAAGGAGAAGAUGAAGGAGAAGAGGAACAAACGGCUGGCUAGUGCCUCAGCUCCCAGCAGAGGACGGUCCAGGAUGGUAAACAAAAGCAGCGGGGCUAACUCCACACACACCAUCCUGAAGGGUGUGCAGCUGAACAACAAGGCGCUAGCUGUAGCCCUGCAAGGAGAGAAGGAAAAAGUGAGGCAAGCUAAUGCAGUGAUCCUGCAGCUGAAAAGAGAACAGCAGGCUCUGUUCCUCCACCUGCUUUUGCUCAAGAGGAAGCUCAAGGAGCAGGAAGUUCUGGCAGCGAGUGCUUCAGAGACUAAUCCUGCAGCAAAUAUUCCUGUUGAACCUCAGCACCAUGUGAAUUCGACAAGGAGAAAGCGGACCAGCCAGAACCUUGAUGCACCCAUCAUGUGCAACCCCUCACCAAUUUGUGCAGAGCCUCAGCCCUGUGACAAGAAUGGACAACCUGAAUGUGACAAGCAGGUUGUCUUGCCAUCAACAGUGGGUGUACGGCGUCGACAAGCAGAUAGAAGGAGCAGGAGGAGGUCUGAGCGUGUGCAGGAACAGUGGUCAGACCGCAACACAGGCUUAGGGGCUUUAACAGCUAGUCCUAUGGACGGUAACAAUGGAAAUACAAAUCAGCCACAGCAAGGACCAGAACCAGAAAUGGCAGCUCCCAUUGACACUGAGGAGUUUCAUCACUCUACCCCUGAACCUGUCCCACCUAAAAAAAACAACCAGCAGCAGCCUAAUAGGAAACAAGCCCAGCAGCAGCAGCCCCGCACCAAACCAGAACUGGCUGCAAGGAAACCAGAGAGAGGCCGCAAACCAGAGCGUGCCCAGUUAAAGAAACCAUGGGAGAAUCCCAAACCUAGGGCCCGCUCCAAGAGUCGGGACCGUUCAGCCACACGUUCCAAAACCGCUCCUCUUACACAGGGCAAUAAGCUCAACACCUCGCUUGGAUUCAAUGACACCUUUGAUUUUGACUGUGAAGAGGCGAUUCACGUCACACCCUUCAAGGCAAAGGCAGAAGACACGGCCAUCAGCGAAGAGGCUACACAAAGAGGACAGACCCAAACGGAAGCAUUGCCUGUCGCUUCUAAACAGAGUGAGUCCAGCUCAUCAUCACCAUCCUCUGAAUCAGAGGACAGUCUGUAUGUCCCUCAGAAAACCAGGAGGAGACAGACUUCACCGGACAAGACCAAGAUGAUCACCACUCGCAGAGGCCGGCUCUCUAAAGUUGUCAGACAGAAAGAAAACGUCCCUCCAAAACAGGAAAUAUCAGUCUUUAGAGAUGAAGAGUCAAGUCCCAAGGCUGUAGAGUGUGAAAAGGAGCAAGUUAGUCUCCAUCACUCCCCUGACUCUAGCUUCUCUAACAGCCCUAACCCUGCAGGGAUGGGACAGGAAAAUCACCAAGAGCCUCACAGGGAGGUUAUGGAGGAUGGUUGUUUGCCGCCUGUCAGCCCUCUGGUUGAAGCUGAGAUGAUGAGAAUAGACAACGUCCUGUCUAAUUUUGGAGAUUCCUUUUGUGACGCCCAACCUCUUUUACCUCACCAAACACCUCAGCGGAUCAAGACAUGCAAGAAACCCUAUCGCAAGUUCUCCUCCGAGGCCCGGAGCUCCACUCCCGUUCCCACUCGCAAGCGGCGCUGCACCAUGGUGGUGGACUAUAAGGAGCCCUCGCUAAACGCGAAACUUAGGCGUGGAGACAAGUUCACGGACUUGCAGUUCCUCCGUUCUCCUAUUUUCAAGCAGAAGUCUGACAGGAAAUCUGUGCGAAAAUCAAGGAGUUCGAUGAACGGCCAGAAGCCAUUUGAGAAAUACAAUGAGUCGUUUGUUGGAUGUCGCUGAAAGCACCUACCUUGUUUUGUUUUAACAAAUGAUCAUUUUGUUUUUUACUCUGAAGUUUGUUUUUCUUUAUGUGAUUUGUGUGAUAUGUAAUGUGAAUGUGAUCAGUUUUAGAUAUUUUUUUUGCGUGCUUGUUUCAUCCUUGUUUCGCAUGUGUUUAGUCUUUCUUCUCUUCUCCAUUUCUCCUCUUCAUCUCAAGAUAAAUGUAGUUAAGGCUCUUUUCUGAAUAUCAGAUCAUUUAACUGCAUUAUUGUUUUUAUUAUGAGAUCCUGAACAUGAGCACAUAUUAUUGUCAUCUAAUAAAUACCAAUUUAUAUCUCUCUUUAAGUGUAUCUUCUGCUGUAUGAUUGACAAUAAACUUGUGCUCGGCUGACAAUGAA
Messenger RNA from Lates calcarifer (barramundi perch), 2429 nucleotides. Its product is annotated as shugoshin 1-like. NCBI's taxonomy places the organism in Eukaryota, Metazoa, Chordata, Actinopteri, Centropomidae. Gene Ontology annotation, biological process: meiotic chromosome segregation. Gene Ontology annotation, cellular component: chromosome, centromeric region; nucleus. The record is from RefSeq and is a predicted model, not a curated record.